Setaria italica (foxtail millet) is the source of this 1310-nucleotide messenger RNA. Its product is annotated as binding partner of ACD11 1. The transcript has 5 exons. Lineage: Eukaryota; Viridiplantae; Streptophyta; Magnoliopsida; Poales; Poaceae. Gene Ontology annotation, molecular function: RNA binding. The coding region runs from base 332 to 1087 and encodes 251 amino acids. The record is from RefSeq and is a predicted model, not a curated record.
AGUCCACACUGCCCCUAAUCUCGAGAACACCACUGUUCUUUCUUCCCCACCCUCCCCAUCACCUCUCCGCCCAACCGCCGACGUGAAUCCCGGUGUGCGCGCGCGUGGGCGGACUGUUAGGUAGGAGAUCGAGGUCGCCCCCUUGCCCCACACGCUACUAAAGGCCGCCCCGACGGGCUCCGGCGCUUUGGACUGGCUCGGCUUGGCCACUACCGUCUACCGCCGCCCUCUCUGCGCUUGUGCGGUGGGUGGAGUGCGGCUGCUGGUGCGAGAAGGAUCGUCAAACCUAGCCGAAUUGAGGGGAAGCGGUGGGUGUGUCCGAUCAGGAAUCAUGAGUGAAACAGGGUACACAGUACAAGUCACUAACCUGUCGGGCAGGGUAUCUGAAAGUGAUCUUCAUGAGUUCUUUUCGUUCUCUGGUCCUAUUGAGCAUAUAGAACUUAUCAGAUCGGGAGAAUAUGGUGCUACUGCUUAUGUGACAUUCAAGGAACGCUAUGCUUUGGAAACUGCAGUAUUGCUCAGUGGGGCUACUAUUGUGGAUCAGCCGGUAUGCAUAACUUAUUGGGGACAACCUGAAGAGACUUUUAGUUUCUGGGACAGGCCAACUUGGGAGGUCGAGGAGGAAAUUGAAUACAGGAACUACCAAUCAUGCCAGUUCAAUACUACUCCACAGGAAGCUUUGACAGUGGCUCAAGAUGUCGUGAAGACGAUGCUAGCAAGGGGAUACGUGCUCAGCAAGGAUGCUUUGGCUAAGGCUAGAGCCUUCGAUGAGUCCCGUGGGUAUACAGCAGCAGCCGCAGCCAAGGCUGCAGAGCUGAGCAAGAGAUUUGGUUUAACUGACAGGGUCAAUGCUGGUGUUGGUGCACUCAGUGCUGGUGUUGGUGCAAUGCGAUCAGUGGACGAAACGUACGGCAUAUCAGAGACGACCAAGACUGUUGCGACUGCCACUGGAAGAACGGCAGCUAAGGUGGCGAACAGCAUCGUUACCAGCAGCUACUUCUCUGCAGGAGCCAUGAUGGUAUCUGACGCUCUUAAUAGGGCUGCCAAGGCGGCAGCAGAUUUGGCUGCUCAUGGUAGGCAGAGUUAAUUGAAAAAUAAACACCCAAUGCAUCCUUUCAGACAUGAAACAUGAGGACAAGCACCGAAAUACGAUGCUUCAAAUGUUGUUUGAUGUAUAUCAUAACAGACAACAGUGCUGUAAAAGGAGAUGAACACUUCGUUUAGAACAAACACUUGUGCUCAACAGUUUAUGUGUUGCAGAUUGAGUCAAGUGAUCGUGCAGUCAUGUUUCUGACUUUCUGCUCAUUUCA